CAUUUUAAUAUCACGCUUAGAGCCAUUAAUCACAAGCUCAAGAAACAAAAUGAGCGUCUCCACGAAAGCCGUACGCCCAUGCACACUCUCAUCUGCAGCUACCCCAACAACAACAACAACAACAAAACCAACAGCACAUAUAGCAUUCCGAAAGUCGAUAGAGAACCAAACCAUGAAUAAUUUGGAGCGCUUGCUUGACCCAAUUGACUACAACUCAUUAAACACUUGCCGUUUUUCACCCAGACCUGUCAGACUUGGUAAGAGAUGGAAGGAGUAUCAAGGCAUUCAAAACUGGGAAGGUCUCCUUGACCCAUUAGAUGAUAAUCUGCGGGACGAAAUUCUUCGAUAUGGUGAGUUCGUGGAAGCUGCUUAUAAGUCAUUCGAUUUUGACCCUUCAUCACCUACCUAUGCAUCAUGCCGUUUCCCAAAAAACACAUUGCUUGACCGCUCUGGUCUACCCCAAACCGGAUAUCGCCCGACCAAACAUUUACGUGCAACAUCAGGUAUCAAUUUGCCACGUUGGAUGGACAAGGCGCCUACUUGGCUGUCGACUCAGUCCAGCUGGAUUGGUUAUGUGGCAGUCUGCCAGGACAAAGAAGAGAUUGCACGGCUAGGAAGACGCGACGUUGUCAUGGCUUUUCGAGGUACUGCCACGUGUCUUGAAUGGCUAGAGAAUCUGCGUGCUAGACUUACUCACCUACCGGGUAAUAAUGUUUCCGGGGCCAUGGUAGAAAGUGGGUUCCUCAGCUUGUACACUUCGGGAAACGCCAUUUCGCCAAGUUUACAAGACAUGGUUCGUGAAGAGAUUAAUCGGUUGCUUCAAAUCUAUGGCGAAGAGCCUCUUAGUUUAACCAUCACGGGCCAUAGCCUUGGCGCUGCUCUGGCUACAUUGGCUGCUUACGAUAUAAAAGCCAACUUCAACCAUGCGCCAAUGGUGACUGUCAUCUCUUUUGGCGGUCCACGUGUAGGUAACAGGAGCUUCCGGCAACACCUUGAAAAACAAGGAACAAAAGUGUUACGAAUUGUGAACUCAGAUGAUCUAAUAACCAAAAUACCUGGUUUUGUAAUAGAUGGAGAUGAUCACGUAUCAAAUGUCAAAAUGGCCGGCUUACCGAGCUGGAUACAGAAACAGGUGGAAGAUACACAAUGGACAUAUGCAGAGAUUGGCAGAGAGCUGAGACUGAGUUCCCGGGACUCUCCCUAUGUUAACAGUAUAAAUUUUGCCACGUGUCACGAGCUGAAGACGUAUCUUCACUUGGUUAAUGGAUUUGUGAGCUCCACUUGUCCAUUUAGAGCUACUGCUAGAAAUGUCCUCAACAAUCAUGCUAGAUCAAAAGUUGAGAUUUAGAGCAACCGAAUUUAAAUUCAAAUUACAAAAAAAAAAAGAAAGAAAGUGAUUCUAAGGUGUAUAGUCAUACAGAAAGUAUAUAAAUCAUGUAAUUUUGUAGACAGAUUAAAUGAU
Molecule: messenger RNA, 1462 nt
Organism: Mangifera indica (mango)
Lineage: Eukaryota; Viridiplantae; Streptophyta; Magnoliopsida; Sapindales; Anacardiaceae
Product: phospholipase A(1) DAD1, chloroplastic-like
Exons: 1
Coding region: 50-1348 (432 amino acids)
Biological process (GO): lipid metabolic process
Molecular function (GO): glycerophospholipase activity
Source: RefSeq, a predicted model, not a curated record